AUGGAUCAGGGCGAGAAAUCCUCGAGCGCUUCGGAGACAGAACACUCUCAGAUAAACUCCGUUCCCUCAACAUCCACCAAAGACGUAGAUCCCUUAUCUGCUAACGACGUCAAGGAAAUUGCAACGGAAGAGGAUAAAAAGAUGCAGCAGGCAGCCAAAGGAUUACUCAUGCUCAAAAACGAAGUUGCCAAAAACGCUGAACCACAGGUCUGCAGGCUCCCUGUAAUAUCAAUCAACCCCUGUUUAACCCCUUCAACGACCAGAACUAGUGCAACGACGACCGCACCUUCCCUACCGCAGGGGCACCCGCUACUUCCAAUGAUGAUGAGUCAACCAGUAUUUACCUCGAAAGUCAGAGUAAGAGCUCGGUCGCCAAUGCAAGGGAGUCGCCAUCAACCUUUAGAAGGCAACUACACUCUUCACGAAAUAUGCGCUCAAACUAUUCUCCAAGAGGUUGUUGUUGACUUUACCGCUUGUGUAAGCGAGGCUAGACUCAGCCACGAAAUAAUGGCUAAAUGCCGAAUUCCCUUAUCUCAAGCUCGAUGGAACAUCAAAAACGCCAUGGCGAGACUUUUCCCUCACUCGAAACGAAUGCACCUCCAUGGAACGGCAUUGUAUACUAAUCUGAGAAUGACUUACGAAAGAGCAUUGGACCCAAGGAUGUAA
Messenger RNA from Oikopleura dioica, 666 nucleotides. NCBI's taxonomy places the organism in Eukaryota, Metazoa, Chordata, Appendicularia, Copelata, Oikopleuridae. The record is from the annotation of a GenBank genome assembly.